Messenger RNA from Caenorhabditis angaria, 2035 nucleotides. The record is from the annotation of a GenBank genome assembly. NCBI's taxonomy places the organism in Eukaryota, Metazoa, Nematoda, Chromadorea, Rhabditida, Rhabditidae.
AUGGAUCUUCAGCGCGCAUUGACAGCAUUAAUGCGCGCCGCCACACCAUCCACUCAACAACAAAACCAACAACCAACAAUUCAAUUUCCAUUUAAUGAUGCAGCAACUUCAGCUGCAUUUCUAUCAGCCGCUUUGGCAACCAAAUUACCAUUGGGAAUAUUACCACCAUAUGAGAAUGCGACAAUUCCAACAUCUGCAUAUACACCAACUAAAAAAGCGAAAUUCAAUGAUUCGACAACUGAGCCAAGUAGUCCAGUUUCGAGCCAUUCGAGCACUGUUAGCAGCACUAAUGUGAGUUGAUUUUUGGGAUGAGAUCUAGACAUGUUUUUUGAGUUUUAAAAAAGUUUCCCAAAAAAUUCUAGAUUUGUUCUAAUCCUAGACCAAGUCUCUGAAUCUGAACAUUACGAUUGCUCAUGUUAAUCCAAAAAAUUGAGCUAUAUAAAAAAUCGGAAAUUUGGAGUGGCUUGAAAAAUACGAACCUAUAAAAUUCUUCUCAGUGUAGACCGUAAGCUCUCCAGUUUCCCAUCAAAUUCUUUCUCCACCAAAAAACCCCAUUUUCAUUGCAGUUCUCAAGUCCUCAACAAUCACCACAUCGUAAAUUGGCGUGUCCAAUUCCAGACGAGAAAAAGGUGAGUUCAUGAAUAAAUCAAAAAAAGUCAAUCACAAUGGGUGGUAUCUCUAUAGAGGCAGCCGUUAAUUACCAUUCAUAAUUUUCUUUCAUUCAAUUCAAAAAAAGGUCAUCAAGCAAGCGCCAGCCAACUGUUGCCUGCCUGUCUCAUUUAAUAUACAGUUGGAGCAGAGAGCAGACAGAGCACAUUCAAAAAAUAACUAUAGAGGAAAGAGGGAUGAAAAGGGGAGGGGGAUUGCGCAAUAUGACACACGCCUAUUGAUUGAUGUACCGAUGAAUAUUUACAUAAGAAUUUGAAUUUUUUGUGAAAAAUAGUGAAAGAUUUCAUAAACAUGUGAGCUCAUCUGAGCUGAGAUAAUUCUUCAAAAUUUCAAAUUGCUUCCAGGGAUUUAGGGUACAGUAGGAUUACGUGAACUUUGACGUGGCAACAUAUUUUUCAUUUUCAAAAUUUAGCUUUCACGGUAGAUUUCGAUGUUCUGAUCCUGAUCCCGAAACUGCUUGAAACCACUAUGAAAACGAGCUAUGACGUGGCAGAGUUAUGAGUUGCGAACAAGAUUCCAGAAAAAAAAAAUUGUAAAAUUCAUUCCUGAAAAAAAAUCAGAUAAAGUUUUUUUGGAAAAGGUUUCAGAACAACUCUGUGAAUUUUUCCACGUUAUAACUCAUGUGUUAUAAAUUGGAGCCCUCUGGCAGUGAUUUAAUGUAGCAGAAAAAAUUAAAAAAUUUUGAAAGUCGCGGGGAACCACACACAUACACCGCGACGAACAAUUACACACAAAAAAUUUUCAACUACAGUAGUUCAAUAUCAUUUAUGUGCACGCUUUUUUUCUGAGCCACUUUUCUAACUUAUCCUCUCCAAUCUCAAAAUAAGGUUUCAAAAAUCACACCUUUGCCACAACACGAUCUCCUUUUCUCCUCAUUUUUCCCUCCACCAAUCAAUUCACCCUCAACAGUUGUCUUCUCAUAUUAACAACAUUGGUGGCGAGAUCGAAUGACACCCCAAAACUUUUUUUUAUAAUAUAUAGAUAGAUAGAUACGCGCAUUGUAAAAAACCUCGCCAAUUUUUUGUAGUAAUCAAUGAAAAUUGAUAGUUUUUUCUAGGAUGGUGCAUAUUUCGAGAGACGUCGAAAAAACAACGAUGCGGCAAAAAGAUCGAGAGAUGCUCGACGACAAAAAGAAGAGGCAAUUGCUUCGAAAGCUGCGGUUUUGGAACAGGAAAAUAUUCAAUUAAGAGGACAGGUUUGUUUUUGCCUUGAGCUAAAAAAUGAAAUGAAAUCAGAAAUUUUCUAGAUUGCUGUCCUUCAACAAGAAACUGCCAAACUUCAACUUCUACUUUUCUCAACAACUUCUUCAACUGCAAACAACCGAGUGACUGAAAAUAUCAAAAAUGAAAGUACCAUCGAAAUCUAG